CACGUCACUUCGACGCCGAAGGCACACUUCUCAUCAUGAAUACCAUCCGAUCAGUAGGCUACGGCUGGGGCGUCCUUAUCCUAGCCGGCGGCGGCGCAUACUAUUUUGCAAAGAAAGAAAUCAACGCAGACCGAGAAGUACGCGCCGAAGCCGACCGCAAGAAACGUGCAUUUCAAGAUCGCAUGCGCUCCGAAGAGUAUAGAAACCGACUGUCUGCGUCUGAAGAUAGCGCAAAUGCAAACCUUGAAGUUAGUCAAGAUCCAGCGCUCACGAGACAUGCACCUGAAGCGAUGAGACAGAAGACAGUAGAGAAGAGCAAGUACGAGCCCAGUGAGCCAUGGCAGAGUCCAAAAGGGAAUCGUUUUAGUUAGCGGAACCUCCCGUAAGAGGAAGUGCUCAGUCCCUGUGCUUAGCAAGAGGCUUCUAGCGUUUCUGAGGCUCUACGCAAUAUGCUAUGUACUAUCGCGACGUAUCUCGGCCUACGCCCAGAGCGACCUAAUAAUAGUAUGGAUACACGAUACUCUCGACAAGGGGAUCACUAUAACAAUCUUUAAUAUCCUUACUCUCAUGUAAAAUUCCCGCAUGUCCCAGACAGGUACUCAACCCUUGUACGAGGAAUAUCCUAGCUAUGCGUGCGCACGAUCUUGGCGACGCCAUACGCUAUUAGUGAAAGACCAGGUGUGUAGGGCCGAGGAGUAAGUGUUUACCAUGAUGCGAGCGCUACUUGGAAGUCAUUCAAAUUUUCAAGGCCUC
Molecule: messenger RNA, 753 nt
Organism: Pseudovirgaria hyperparasitica
Lineage: Eukaryota; Fungi; Ascomycota; Dothideomycetes; Acrospermales; Acrospermaceae
Exons: 4
Coding region: 36-371 (111 amino acids)
Source: RefSeq, a predicted model, not a curated record